AUGAUUUGUAAUGCCAAGUUAAGCAAUUCUAGUCUAGUACCGGCAAAACUAAAAGAACACUUCCUUAACCUACAUGGAGAUGGGGAAUACAAGAACACAACGCUUGCUGAAUUCAAGAUAAAGAGAGCCAGAUUUGAUGAAAAGGCCACUCUGCCUGCUCUCGGUUUUGUACCCAUCAACAAACCGAUCCUAACAGCAUCGUACGAAGUUGCUUACCUGAUCACAAAGCAGGGCAAACCACACACCAUUGGUGAAACACUCAUAAAACCAGCUGUGUUGAAGAUGGCGAAUCUGAUGCUGGGAAAAGCAGCCGAAGUUAAAUUAUCACAAAUUCCUCUUUCAAAUGACACCAUCAACGACAGAAUAGAGGAUAUGAGCAAAGACAUCUUACCUCAAGUGGUUGCAGAUCUAAUUUCAAGCCCGACAAAAUUCAGCCUCCAACUCGACGAGACCACAGAUGUUUCUAAUCUAAGUCAACUUGCUGUAUUUGUGCGCUAUGUGAAAGAUGACAUGAUAAAGGAAGAUUUUUUAUUUUGUAAGCCUCUUACAACAACAACUAAGGCAGCCGAUGUGAAGAAACUUGUGGAUGACUUCUUCAGAGGCAACAAUCUUUCGUGGGAUAUGGUUUCUGCAGUUUGUACGGACGGAGCUCCAGUCAUGUUAGGAAGAAAGUCUGGUUUUGGUGCGCUAGUGAAAGCUGACACACCACACAUCAUUGUUACGCAUUGUAUUCUGCACAGGCAUUCGCUGGCAACAAAAACCUUGCCUCCAGAAAUGACGGAAGUAUUAAAAAUUGUAGUUGAAUGUGUGAACUAUGUGCGAAAUUGUGCGAUAAGGCACCGCAUUUUCAGUGAGCUGUGUAAAGAAAUGGGUUUUGAAUUCGAGGUACUUCUGUACCAUUCUAACGUUCGGUGGUUAUCCAGGGGACGGGUGCUGAAUCGUGUUUUUGCUAUGCAUGUGGAAUUAACUCAGUUUUUACAAGAGCACCAACAUCGUCAUGCAGAUUGUUUUAAAAAUUCUAGGUUCAUUCUCAUUUUAGCGUACAUGGCCGAUAUAUUCGUAGCUCUUAAUCAUCUCAAUCAGCAGAUGCAGGGUGGGGGAGUCAACAUCAUCGAAGCGGAAGAAAACCUGAAGGCUUAUCAAAAAAAGCUGCAGCUAUGGAAACGACGAACAAAGAAUGAUAACUUCGCAAACUUUCCCCUGCUGGACGACUGUGUAAGUAUGAUCGAAGAUGUGUCUGGAAUCGGAGAUAUUUCUGUACCUACGGAACUGAAGCAAGCAGUUGCCACGCACUUAGAUGAGCUUGCAAAGUCUCUCGACGGAUACUUCCCUACAAGAGAGUCAUAUCCAGCAUGGGUGAGACAGCCGUUUACGUUUGACAUUGAGACAGCAGAUGUCAAUGAUGAAUACCUCGACAAAAUCAUUGAAAUUAAGCAGAGCCAGAUUCAACAGCAACUCUUCAGAACAACAACGCUCUUAUCGUUUUGGUGUCGACAAAUGGUAAGUUAUCCUACUAUUGCUAGGAAAGCCCUGGAAAUUUUUAUACCGUUUGUUACAACAUAUCUUUGCGAGCAAUCUUUUUCGAGAAUGCUGGACAUAAAAACGAAGAAAAGGAACAGACUUUGUUGUGAAAAUGACAUGAGAGUGGCAAUUGCCAAGGUGAAGCCACGCAUUUCUGAACUGGUCUCUCAAAGGCAACAGCAGAAGUCACACUGA
This is a messenger RNA of Erpetoichthys calabaricus (reedfish), 1716 nucleotides long. Its product is annotated as protein ZBED8-like. The transcript has a single exon. Lineage: Eukaryota; Metazoa; Chordata; Cladistia; Polypteriformes; Polypteridae. Gene Ontology annotation, molecular function: protein dimerization activity. The coding region runs from base 1 to 1716 and encodes 571 amino acids. The record is from RefSeq and is a predicted model, not a curated record.